Molecule: messenger RNA, 1986 nt
Organism: Pyricularia oryzae 70-15
Lineage: Eukaryota; Fungi; Ascomycota; Sordariomycetes; Magnaporthales; Pyriculariaceae
Exons: 3
Coding region: 78-1085 (335 amino acids)
Biological process (GO): regulation of DNA-templated transcription
Molecular function (GO): zinc ion binding; DNA-binding transcription factor activity, RNA polymerase II-specific
Source: RefSeq, a predicted model, not a curated record
UCAGGCUGUAUGCGGCUCAACCAUCCGAUUAUGUCACAGGCAAUGCUCGUAAUUAUCAACAAAGCCCCUAUGUGACGAUGAUGAGCACCGUCGCCUCUAUUGCCGCAACCGAAAAGGCCGCCGUACGCCGGCCGGAUGUGCCAGAUUGGGAGGCGGCGGCGGCGGCCAGUGAUGCGGUUAGUGAGGAAAAGCCUGCCAACCCCCGCAAGAGAAAAAAGAGCUCCCGGGCUUGUGAUUUUUGUCACGUCAACCACCAGCCAUGUGACAACGCAAAGCCACGAUGCGGCUAUUGUGAGAAGCACGGAAAGCAGUGCCUCUACCUACGACCCCAGAAGAAGAGAGGUCCAGCGCAGGGAUAUCGUAAUGCCCUACACAGCAUGCGGGAGAGUGCAGCAGCUUGGGGCGUGGCCUUGAGCCUGAUACCCGAGCUGGAUACCAUGGUGGAGGCGGCAAUAGCCCAAAGCGACCAGGACGGCCAAGCCAUCUCUGUAUCGGUCAAAGACCCCGACCAGCAAGAUGCCUUGAUCGCCUCGUGGCAGCAGAGUCGGGCAUUCAGAGCAUUCUUUGGCGACGAGGCGGCUGUGAGCGCAACGACCGGGGCUGCAGUAUCAGAGAAAGAGGAAGGCUCGCCAAAGGGGAACGAAAGACCUGUUGCGGCUCAGGGUACUCAUUCUGAGCGGUCACAGCCACCAGCUCCCCUGCCGGGGGCAGAAUGGCAGCCGGCCAAGAAGGAAUCACCACGGCCGAAACAUAGUAGCUUUCUCACGUCGCCUCCACUACAUGACGGUAGCCUCACAGGAAUCGGAAUCCAAAAUAUUUUUGACGGCAUGGAUCACAGUUUGGGCCUGUCAUUUUCAGUCUCUGACUUGGUGGUUAAGGACGCAGAAAGAUCCUCUGAUAGAUUCUCUCAAACACUUGGAUCGCUCGGUUUCGCGCCGGGUGAAACUCUGGAAGAUUUUGUUGCCAUGUCCUCCAACCCCGAGCCUAUUCAUGAAGGUCCAUCAGAAGAGGACCCUUCUCUAGGGAGUGAGAUGGACCAGAAAGCAUACUAUGAACUACUCAUGGGAAAGAGCUUUUUUCCUUGAGCAUGCGUAUGCUCAACUGUAUCACGAAGUUCCUGCUUUCAGCAGGCGUUAGCUCUAACAGCGGUCCCCAAAACCGAGCCAUGACACCCGAAACCGUUGUUGUCCGGCACAUUCCACGUUGGAGACUACAGGUUCAACAAGGAUAAUGACUAGAACCGGGUCCAUUCAGUCCCAAACAUUCAAGUAGCCGCGGGCGGCUUGAAAAACCCGAGAACAGUUUUCUGCCUCUGAUAGGCAGUCACCAAAACAAGCGAGGGGCCUGCUUUCGAUGACAAGAUAAGAUUUUCGAGGCGAGUAAUGCCAUUGAAGGCCGUCCUCGGCACGCAUCGGUAAAUAAACAACCAUCAAGAGCCGGGUUCAUCCCAGAUUGCGACAGCGCAAAGCCCAGCACACGCCAAUGGGCCCUGACCUCUAUGAUGCAGCAGAAGCUUUUCUGGUGGCAUGCCUGGGUGUUAUGCGAGCUAUUGAUGGUAUCGCAAAGCAGGGUCAAGCAUCCAACGACACCGGCGUGGAAGAUACUAGUGGUGCCAGGGGCUUUGGCCUUUGCAACAGAAGGGUAAGGGGUGGAAAGUAUGUAAGGUAGAUCCGUCCGGACCUGUACUAGAGACGGACAAAUGAAGAAUAACACAAAAAAACUAGCUUGCAUGUGCCAAAAUUGGCUAGAAAGGCUGUAUAGAUUGUCGAAUUGACGCGAAAAGAAAAGACAUUAUUUGUCACUUUGGUUUUCUUUCGCACCCCCCCCCCUUAAUCUUCCAAUGGGAAUAUUGAUGAGCAGCUUGUCAAACCAGGUCUCCAAAGGGUUAGGGGAAACUAAAGCCAGCGGGUCGUUAAUUUCGUGGAAGGUGGGGUCCAAUUAACGCGUCCGGGCAAGUCGCGUAAGGUGCCUGACGUAAAGUAUUGC